AUGUCUGGCAUCAAGCAGCUCAUCGUCCUCGCCCUCGCGCUCCCCACCGCCCAGGCCUUCUGCUGCUUCUGGUCGAGCACCAACGACGCCUGCGAAUGCGACGCCGUGGCCUCGGACGGCUCCUGGUGCGCCGCCUCGGAAGACCAAUGCCUUCAGUGCGGCGACGCGCAGUGGUGCGACGACGAACCGGAGGAACCCGAGGACACGUGCAAGGGCGACUACUCCGCGUGCCAGGGCUGCGGCGGCGAGCAAUGCACCUACUGCUCCGCGGAGCAGGACGUGAACUGCUGCGUCGCCGAGGGCGGCGACCUCUACGAAUGCUGCGAGGCCUCGGCCCCGUUCUCCUGGCGCUACUCGAUGAACGAGUGCGACUCCGUCGCGCACAAGACCCCCGAGCCGACGCCGGCGGAGCCGAGCUGCAAGGGCGACUACUCCGCGUGCCAGGGCUGCGGCGGCGAGCAAUGCACCUACUGCUCCGCGGAGCAGGACGUGAACUGCUGCGUCGCCGAGGGCGGCGACCUCUACGAAUGCUGCGAGGCCUCGGCCCCGUUCUCCUGGCGCUACUCGAUGAACGAGUGCGACUCCGUCGCGCACAAGACCCCCGAGCCGACGCCGGCGGAGCCGAGCUGCAAGGGCGACUACUCCGCGUGCCAGGGCUGCGGCGGCGAGCAAUGCACCUACUGCUCCGCGGAGCAGGACGUGAACUGCUGCGUCGCCGAGGGCGGCGACCUCUACGAAUGCUGCGAGGCCUCGGCCCCGUUCUCCUGGCGCUACUCGAUGAACGAGUGCGACUCCGUCGCGCACAAGACCCCCGAGCCGACGCCGGCGGAGCCGAGCUGCAAGGGCGACUACAGCGCGUGCCAGGGCUGCUCCGGCGAGCAGUGCACACUCCGCCGCCUCCGCACGAACGACACAAAGGCAACGAUGACCGUCUCCUCCGCGGACCUGCUCUACGACCCGCAGGUCUGGUGCUACUUCGCCAUCCUCGGCUGGUCGCUGCGCGGCCAGGUACGACGCGCGACGCGCCGGGGCCUCGCCGCGGCCUGCGCGCUCGUGGGCAUCACCUGGUUCUACAUCUUCCGCUUCACGCUCGCCUACAAAAACGGCGGCGGCGCGAACCUCUUCGACGACGCCUACGCGGACGUGCUGCGCGGCCCGCACGCGCGGAGCUCGUGCCAGCUGCUCACGUGGGUCGUCGUCGCCUUCACGCUCGCGCCGUCCAGGGACGUGCUCUGGACGGGCAUGCUCGGCGCCAUGUCCGCCGCCUACUCGCUGUCGCCGCCGGACCUCGCGCCGCCGGCGCGCGUCGCGACGCUCGACGCGGCGUGCGCGCUCGCGAGCCUGGCCUGCGUCGCGUCGCUGCCGCGGCUCCUCGACGCGCCCGCGGCCUUCGGCGCCGUCCUCAAGGCGCUCCACGCGCUCCUCGUGCUCCCGCGCUACGCGCCGGCGCUGCCCGGCUCCGUCGACGCGACGGUCUUCUACGGCGCCGUCGCCGUUUUGGUCGGCGCCCGGCGCGACCGCGUCUCCGCCGUCCCGGCGACGGACUGCCAGGCGUCGAUCUUCGUGGACCUCGUCGCCUGCGCGGCCCUGAGCGUCGCGGCGGUCCGCCGGCGCCGCGGGCCGGGCGUCGCCGCCGCGUUCGCCGCCGCGUCGCUCGCGCUGUCCCCCGGCGGCGCGCUGGCGCUCUACCUCGCGCUCGAGAGCGCCGCCGCCGCCGCCGCGCCGCGCGAACGGACGGCGGCGCGCUUCGGCCGCGUCCUGGUCGUCGGCGCGGGCGCGUCGGGCCUCGCGCAGGGCAGCAAAAGGGUGCGAAAUUCCCAACUUCAAAGGCUCAUAUCUCGGCCGUUUUCCACUCGCCUCGCGACGGCGAAGACGCUCCUCGAGCACACGGACGCGGACGUCGUCGUCGCGGAGCGCGCCGGGACCGUCGGCGGCGUCUUCGCGGACGCCUACGAGGGCGCGCGCAUGGUCUCGUCCAAGUACGUCACGGCCUUCUCCGACUUCCGGCUCGGCCGCGGCGCGGAGAGCCACCUCGCGCUCGACGACUACGUCGCCUACCUCGAGCGCUACGUCGACCGCUUCGGGUUGGCGCGGACCAUCGAGUUCGGGACGACGGUGCGCGCCGUGGCGCGGGCGGGCGGCCGCUACGCGGUGGAGACGGAGGCCGGGGGCGUCGCGCGGACGCGCUCCUUCGACCGCGUCGCCGUCUGCUCCGGGCUCCACGCGCACCCGAAAACGCCGGCGCUGUCCGGCCGCUUCCGCGGCGACGUCUUCCACAGCCGGGACUACGCGUCCCCGGGCCGCUUCGCGGGGAAGCGCGUCGUCGUCGUCGGCGCCAGGGCAGGACAAGAGAGCGAAAUUCCCAACUUCAAAGGCUCAUAUCUCGGCCGGUUUCCACUCGUCGGCGCGGGCGAGACGGCCUUCGACGUCGCCCACGGCGCCGCGUCCGCCGGCGCGCGCGCCGUGACCAUGUCGACGCGGCGCGGCUUCGUGUCCGUGCCCGCGUCGUUCGGCGAGGGCGUCGCGCCCCUGGACUGCAUCAUCGCCAACGCGGGCACGCACUGCUGGGAGAGCGCGUGGGCGCGGCGCGUCGGCCUCCACUGGUGGAUCACGACGAAGUUCCAGCGGCUGGGCAUGCUCAUCCUCGGCGGAUCGUCCACGGGCUGGAACCAGUGGGUCGGCGCGAGCGUCCACAUGGACUGGACGGAGGGGCGGAAGCACAUCGUCAACAAGGCGACGAAGUGCAUGCCGCUGCUGAACCGGAGCGCCAAGGGGCCCGCGUGGAACCCCUACCGCUUCUGGGACAGCGCCGCGUCCCACGUCGCCGUCGGCGUGGACCUGCUCGACAAGUACGAGCCCGUCAAGUUCGAGAGAGACGGCGUCGCGUUCCGAUCGCUCGACGGCGGGCCGGACCGCGUCGUCGAGGCGGACGUCGUCGUCUUCGCGACGGGCUACCGCCAGAAGUUCCCCUUCCUCUUCGGCGCCGGCGCCGGCGACGACCCGCUGCCCGGCCGCCACUUCCUGAUCGACGACGCGGAGCCGGACCUCGCCUUCAUCGGCUUCGUCCUUGCGAUGCCGCUCCGCAUUCUCACCGCCAUCGCCCUCCUCUCCGCCGCCCACCAGGGCAUCCAGGUCGCGGCCUCGUCGUCGAACCUCGGCGCGCCGGCGUCGGACGCCGAGGCCGCGGCCUCGCUCAAGGGCCGCUUCCUCCGCUCGUCGGCGUCGGCGCAGGACCUCCUCGCGGCCAAGGAGCCCGCGCAGCUCGACGACAUCUCGCACGGCCAGGAGUCGCUCGUCGCGCUCUCCGGCGACUCGUCGUCUUCGGACGCCGAGGCCGCGGCCUCGCUCAAAGACCGCUUCCUCCGCGUGUCGACGUCGGCGCAGGGUCUCCUCGCGGCCAAGGAGCCCGCGCAGCUCGACGACAUCUCGCACGGCCAGGAGUCGCUCGUCGCGCUCUCCGGCGACUCGUCGUCUUCGGAUGUCGAGGCCGCGGCCUCGCUCAAGGGCCGCUUCCUCCGCUCGUCGGCGUCGGCGCAGGACCUCGUCAAGUCCAAGGAGCCCGCGCAGCUCGACGACAUCUCGCACGGCCAGGAGUCGCUCGUCGCGCUCUCCGGCGACUCGUCGUCUUCGGACGCCGAGGCCGCGGCCUCGCUCAAAGACCGCUUCCUCCGCGUGUCGACGUCGGCGCAGGGUCUCCUCGCGGCCAAGGAGCCCGCGCAGCUCGACGACAUCUCGCACGGCCAGGAGUCGCUCGUCGCGCUCUCCGGCGACUCGUCGUCUUCGGAUGUCGAGGCCGCGGCCUCGCUCAAGGGCCGCUUCCUCCGCUCGUCGGCGUCGGCGCAAGGCCUCCUCGCGGCCAAGGAGCCCGCGCAGCUCGACGACAUCUCGCACGGCCAGGAGUCGCUCGUCGCGCUCUCCGGCGACUCGCCGUCUUCGGAUGUCGAGGCCGCGGCCUCGCUCAAGGACCGCUUCCUCCGCUCGUCGGCGUCGGCGCAGGGCCUCCUCGCGGCCAAGGAGCCCGCGCAGCUCGACGACAUCUCGCACGGCCAGGAGUCGCUCGUCGCGCUCUCCGGCGACUCGUCGUCUUCGGAUGUCGAGGCCGCGGCCUCGCUCAAGGGCCGUUUCCUCCGCUCGUCGGCGUCGGCGCAGGACCUCGUCAAGUCCAAGGAGCCCGUGCAGCUCGACGACAUCUCGCACGGCCAGGAGUCGCUCGUCGCGACCUCGGCGAUCGAGUUUGAGGAUUCGAUGUCCGAAGAGCAGAGCGCGCGCCGUCUCUCCGACGAUUACUGCGAGGACACGUCCGGGUCGGCUCUCGACUCCUUCGGCGACUCGUGCGACUGGUACGACGGCAGGACGAGCUGCGGCAACUUCGACGAUUCGGACUUCGAUGCGAAUGCCAUGUGCUGCGCUUGCGGCGGCGGGAGCGACUACAGCGACGGCGGGAGCCGCUACAGCCAUUGCGAGACGAUCAAGGUCCCCAACUACCAGCAAUUGGAUCAUUGGUUCUGGCGGAUGCGGAGCAGAACCAGCGGCGCCAGCACGGACACGAUCAUCGUCGCGGCCGCGGCCGUCGCGGCCGUCGUCGCGGUUGCCAUCGCCUGCGUCUGCAUCAAGCGCCGCCGGCCCAAGGCCGCCGCGGCUCGCGCGGACUUCAACGUCGAGGCGCCUCCGGAUCGCGACGAGGCUUUCGCGGGCGGCGCGUGGAACGUCGCGGGCGCGGCGCGGUAUUCCGCCUCGACGAAGACGCCCGCGCCCAGCGCGCGGGACCAGCAGCUGAUGCGCGAGUCGGAGGGCGUCGUCGCGCGGGGCAUGACCGCGGCCCGCGUCCUCCUCACGGCGGGGCGCGUGAUGCCGGUCAUCGGUCCGGUCUGCGAGGCGGCCCAGGACAUCCUCCGCUCCGUCGAGGAGCACUUGCGUAAGUCGGACGACGUCUUGAUGGCCGGGCGAAGGGUCGUCGACGUCCUCGGCGCGUUGCAGCAGAUGUCCGCGAACGCCGCGAAGCUCGAAUCCGGGAACGCGGACCUCGUGGAGUCGAAGAUGCGAAAGCUGAAAUGCCUCCUGUGCGACUUUAAGCUGGCCGUCGACGCCUUUGGACGGGAGGGCUGGCUCAAGCGCGCUUUCCUCCAGAGCGGGCGCGUCAACUCGCUGACGAAGCUCGACAAGGAGAUCACGACGUGCCUCGAGAGCCUCAAGCUCGAUUACAAGCUCGCGAUGGACGCCGAGAUUCUCGAGCGCACAUAUCAGAUGGAACAGUCGAUCGCGAUGCUCGUGGCGAAGCGCUGCUCCGAGACCCACGAGGACUCGGCCGCGGCCGCCGCGAUCCUCGCGCGGACUCCAGGUACACAAAGGUUUUUUGGAGUAUAUGGAGCUUCUCGAAAGAAGCAUCAAUUCUGA
Messenger RNA from Aureococcus anophagefferens, 5394 nucleotides. RefSeq lists its product as hypothetical. The record is from RefSeq and is a predicted model, not a curated record. Lineage: Eukaryota; Pelagophyceae; Pelagomonadales; Pelagomonadaceae. Bases 1 to 5394 code for a protein of 1797 amino acids. The transcript is spliced from 9 exons. Gene Ontology annotation, molecular function: NADP binding; flavin adenine dinucleotide binding; N,N-dimethylaniline monooxygenase activity.